This is a messenger RNA of Spodoptera litura, 2618 nucleotides long. Lineage: Eukaryota; Metazoa; Arthropoda; Insecta; Lepidoptera; Noctuidae. The record is from RefSeq and is a predicted model, not a curated record.
AUGGGAGGAGCCGCUCCGCAGAAAAGUGAGCAAAAAUCUCUUGAACUCCUCUUGCUCAAUGGCAGAGCGAGCUUUUUGGCUGUGGGACAAGUGCACCCCCUAGACAUAUACAAGCCACAAGCAGACACAUUCCUAGAUUCGUUGGGGCACAAACUGAAGCUAGAAAAGUGGGAGAAAGAUGAAGCGCCGUGUUUGGAAAGUGCUUUAAAUGUUUUGGAAAACGUGAAGAAUCACACUUUGUGGGCGACAUGGAUGUGGAAUGCCAAUACACUCCCUUUUGGCAAUUUGUACGGUUCCAGUAGACACUAUGGGAGUUACGACCAAUGUCUGAAGCCACCAUGGUUGCACACUCAUCCACAACUGAAGACCAAAUACUGUUUUGCGGAUUUCUUACUUUCCGAAAACAGUGAUGUCAAAAAACCUACGGUUUAUGAUCCUUUCGGAUCAACUUUAGACUAUGUAGACUCACAAACACCAUACUAUUUGCCCUUGAAUGUAAUAAAAUGGGGCAUAUGUAUCCCGGCGAUCUGCUCAUCUACAGCGGUCUCCAAACUGGCCAAAGUGAUGUAUGAAUCAGGUACCUUGACCACCAUAGCGUCUGACGUCACGGUGAAACACUGCCAGGAGGCUGGAGAAAGCCCGCCCUACUCUACUGGGUUUUAUAUGUUCAUUGCAUUAAUAUUGUCGCUGGUCACAACCGCUGUGGCUUCCACCUACUAUCGGAAGCAUGUUUCAUCUGAAGAGUCUCCAAACAGUUUAAAAACGAUCAUAACGGAAUCUUUCUGCAUGGUGAGGAAUCGAGAAGCUUUAGUAAAGGAUAAUAAGGACGAGAUUCGUGUGAUGAACGGCAUCAGAUUUCUGACUGCAAUCGGGAUCAUAGGUGCUCAUGUGGCAUUAUAUGUGACGCUAUCUGGUGCCAAUAACUUAACAUAUUUCGAAAAGUUUUUGGAUGGCAUCUUCGUGUCAGUUCUUAAUUUAGAAAUUAUUGUGGACACUUUCUUCAUGAUGUCUGGUCUACUUCAUAUGAAAGGUCUAAUGGGGAGCCGGCAGAACCUGUUCGGUGUACUAUGGAAACGAUAUAUAAGGUUGACAGGUCCUUUCGCCUUAAUUGUCUUCUACUUGAUAUUCGUGUCCAGGCACUUGAACUCCGGUCCAGGCUGGUAUGAAAUAGAUGAGACAGAAAUUUGCAAGAAGUACUGGCUAAGAAACUUGCUCAUGAUGAAUUCCAAUUUAAAAUACAGUUGUCAUGUCAUCACGUGGUACGUGUCCUGUGACUACCAUCUAGCGGUCCUAGCAACUAUUCUCUUUUACUUAUAUCAGAAGAAUAGAAGACUUGGCUUUGCUGUUUAUGCAGCUGUUUUUAUCCUGUCAAUGUUAAUUCCUGGAGUGUUGACGUACUGGUUUAAAUUACAAGGCGUGAUUUUAUUGGAUUUUGGCAAAUUUAUUACUAACUACCGGGACACUUGGCAUUUCAACUACCUCUACACGCCGUUCUACAGCCGCGGCAGUCCGUACAUCGUGGGUGUCGCUAUGGGAUACUUCAUGUCCAUCUAUAAACCUGCUGACUAUAGGAAAUCUGUAUCUAAAGCUUGGUCUAUAAUUGCCACGGCCUUGAGUGUAUGUGCCAUCAUAUAUACCUUCCUUAUGGUUUAUAUAACUGUUUGCCGAGAGUAUGACCCAUUGGAAGCUGCUAUGACAGCAGGCACGAGAAGGUUCCUUUGGGCUGCAGCCGUCUGCUGCAUUAUAGCGAUGUGUGAAUAUGGAACUGUUCCUCUGGUCUCCGAUAUGCUGAGUUGGUCCCCGUUCACACCUCUAAGUCGACUGUCCUACGGCAUUUAUUUGAUCCAUACCCUGGUGCUUCAGAGGUACCUCCUGUCACACCGAUCGACACAUUAUGUCGAUGUUUUUAGUGUAGUUUUCCAGGUAAUAGGAGCGUUGGGACUGUCAAUAGUACUAAGUUACGCAAUGUGGCUGUUUGUGGAGGCGCCACUGAUUAAUAUUACUAAUCAUAUCUUCCAUAAUAAAUCAAACAGCAUAGAAUCAGAUAAAAUUCAUGGUGAAAAUGGAGUUCGUCAUCGGAACGGAAUUCAUCAUCAGAAUAGAGUCCAUCGGCAGAAUGGACUUGCUAAAUACAAAGAGUCGUCAAAUGGGAUACAACCAGAUAGAGAACGAGGCGAGAAUGGAGUCCAACAUCAGAAUGGAUUUGCUAAAACCAAAGUUUUGUGAUAUUACCUAUAUCGCUAAGUUUUACACGAUACCAUAAAAAUAUUGAAUAUAAUGUAAUUUUGGGCUAUUGUACAUUUCGAAUUUUAUAAUAUUUCUAUGGUUGUUAGUUAAUUUAGAAUUGUUGUCUUCCUAGUAAGUUAAGUUAGUAUAAAAAUAAGUAGGUGUUUUUUAAACAACAUAAAAUGUAAACAAAUACCUUAAAAGUGGUUUAGUUGAUAAGCAGUUGAUGAGAUUGUAUUUUUAUGGAAAAAUAAAUAAUAAUGACGAUGAACUAUCAACUAAAUACACAUGCUGAUAUUUUGUUGUGACGUCAUCAGUCGUAAUUCAGUUAUUUAACCGGACAAAUCCCUGCAGUAGCCUAAGUUAAGCGGGGCACCGGCUCGAAGUGCAAG